AUGGAGGAGCCUGUAGAUAUGCGCCCGCUUGUUCGUCUUGUGAAGCGUGUCACUCGCGCAUUCUUUCAGACCCCAUUCAUUGUAGUCAUGGAUGAGCUGACUAAACAUGAAGCUAUUAGCGAUGAAGAAUUAUCGAAAACAAUAGGGUUGACGGUGAAAGAAAUUCACAAGAUAUGCGGAACUCUUAAGGAGAACCGGCUGUUGAAAACAUUUCAGCGUAUGGAACCCAAAAAGGCGGAUCAACGACCAGUUCCGAAAACUUAUUACUACAUAGACUGGCAACAGUUUGUAAACGUAGUGAAAUGGAAAAUAUACAAAAUUCGAGUGAUGGUUGGAGACAGGAUGCGUAAUGAAUUAGAAAACAAGGGUUAUAUUUGUCCCAAAUGCAACAAAACGUAUUCUCCGUUGGAUGUUGGAUUUCUGCUAGACCACGAAGGGGGUGUGUUUAAAUGCGAGGUGUGUUCAACGGAGCUGGAGCACAAUGACAAUGCUGAGAAUGUAAAGGGAUCGGAGCAGUUGCAUGGAAGGUUUAUGGAACAAUCUCAACCUAUAAUUGAUCUACUCAAAGAUAUAGAUAAAUUGCGUAUACCAGCCACUACAAUAGAUAAGAUUGCCGGCAGUAGCUCGGGUAAAGGAUCGCUGCAAACGUCACAGGACAAAGAAAUAUCGUACGCUCAAGAAAGCGGCAAUCACACUGGAGGUAUUGUCGUCGUAUUUCAGGAUGACAACGAAGCUACCAAGAGGGCGAAAGAAGCUGAGAUUGAAAAGAAGCGUCAACAAAAUGCCCUUCCAGCCUGGCACACUCGCAGUACCAUAUCUGGUGAAACGAUGGUAGCGGACUCAUUACAGCCAACGAUAUCGAACAAACAAAAGGAAGAUCAGCACGAAAUAAAGGUGGAACAAUCGACGGAGAGAGACAAGGAGCGAAAAGACUAUUAUGCAAGCUAUUACGCCAAUUACCAGCAACAAGCUGCCUCAACUCCAGCCGACGACGAUGAAUUCGACUCUGUUACUGUUGAUCAAGCAGAUCAGUUUAUAAAUGAAAAUGAUGAGGAUGAGUUUAUGGAUGGAGCAGAAGAGGAUGAAUUUAUGGCAGUAGAAGUGAACGGAGUCAGGUCUGAAGAUUCCGAUGAAUUUGAGGCAGUCGAGUUAGAUGAAGGCCAUAGAGAAAGCAAACGUUCACGGACUGGCUCGAUGGAUGAAGAGUACCCGGGGCAUAUGACAAGUUUUUACACUUGA
Molecule: messenger RNA, 1239 nt
Organism: Paraglomus occultum
Lineage: Eukaryota; Fungi; Glomeromycota; Glomeromycetes; Paraglomerales; Paraglomeraceae
Source: the annotation of a GenBank genome assembly